GGAUGUGGCCCCCCUCUCGUCCCACUCCAGCAGCGGCGUUGGGAUUCAGACCGGCCGCCUGGAGAGCAGCAGAUCCUGGGAUUUAUCCGGGACAAGGGCGACGAUCAGGGCGGGGCUGAGGCGUCGGGAGCCCGGCGGAGCCUCAAGCGGGAUCUCGGCGGAGUUCUCCCGGUUCCGCACGAUGGACCAGCUUUCAGAUGAGGAGGUGGGAGUCAGGGGGGAGGAGGAGGGGGAGGAGGAGGAGGAAGACAGUGAGGAAGAGGACAAGGACCUGGAUAAGAUGUUCGGGGCCUGGCUGGGGGAGCUGGACAAACUGACACAGAGCCUCGACAAUGGGCGCCCAGAGCCCCCCCCUCAGCAAAAAGCGCCCCUCCAUCAGGAGACAAAUAUGGCCAACUUCUCCUAUAGAUUUUCAAUUUACAACAUCGCUGAGGCGCUGAAUCAAGGGGAGAAGGUGGACCUGGACGCCCUCAUGGCAGACCUCUCUUCCAUCGAACAGGAACUGGGCACCAGUGGCCCCAAGCCCAGUGGGGGCAGCAUGGCCCUGAUGGGUCUGUCUGACACCAAGGCCAGACAGAGGCCCCCGGCGGGGCACAGCGGCAGGCAGCCGCCAGGGGGGGUAGGUGGAUGGGGCAGCAGCGGGGCGAGCGGCAGCAGAGGGUCGCCUGCUGGCACUGCCGUGGAGGCCGGCGGACACCAGGGGAGGCCACCGCUGGCGUCCAACUUCAGCCUGGACGACAUCACGGCACAGUUAGAGAAGGCAUCCCUCAGCAUGGAUGAAGCCGCCUGUGAAAGCUCCUCCCACUCGCUUAGCUCCUCCCACUCGCUUAGCUCCACCUCCUCCCGCUCUUCAACCACCAAACUGCGGGCGGGGUCGUCCCAGCGACAGCACCGGCGCACCGGCUCAGUGGGCACGGUCAGCGAGAGCGAGGUUCGUUCCAUCAUCCAUCCCUCGUGCUCCUCUAUCAGUUCGGCGUCCGGCGGCUCGGUUAACUCCGCCUCCUCCAUGGACUCCUUGGACAGCGUCCUGCACGCCGAGUUUGGAGGCCCGCGGGCUUCGGUCCACCCUUUAGCCGACGGUGGCGGACAGCCUCGUUCAAACACAGAGCACUCGUAUCUGGACAAAGAAACGUCUCUGAUUCUGAGAAACAUUGCAGGAAAGCCCCCGCACCUGCUCACUAAGACGUCCAGAGACCUGGCUUGCUUUCUCCAGCUGGAUCACGUGAACGUCUACCUGGGCCAGGACUACAAAAGCAAGUACAAGGCUCCUACAGAUUACUGCAUGGUGAUGAAGCACCCUCAGAUCCAGAAGAAGUCUCAGUAUAUAAAGUACCUGUGCUGUGAUGACAUCAGAACCCUGCAGCAGUGGGUCAACAGUAUUCGCAUCGCAAAGUACGGGAAGCAGCUGUACAUCAACUUCCAGGAAGCGUCGAGGAAAUCAGAGGCAGCCUAUGAUUGGACCUCUCUCUCCUCUUCCUCCAUGAAAUCAGGAUCCAGCUCCUCCAGCCUUCCCGAGUCUCAGUCCAACUCCAGCCAAUCAGACAGCGGCGUGUCGGAGAUGAUCUCAUCCGGACACACCCGCAGCCAGAGUGUGGUCAGCUCCGUGUUCUCCGACGCCUGGAGGAGAGGAACACAGGGAGAGAUGAAGAUUGACAGCAUCAGCCGACCAAUCCCUGUGCAGAUGCCCACUCCGUUCCCCCCGCCCACCUCCUUCUCUCAGCCUCCGACUCCGCCUCCACAAGGCAGCCACCCUGAAAGUCUCCUGCAGUCUGAGGACUCCUCCUCCUGCCACCCCUCACCUCCUCUGCCCCCGCCCCCCACAGCAGACCCACCGCCCCCCACCUAUGUGAAGUACAGCACAUUGGCUCGCCUGCAGACCCAGACUCAGUCCACGAUGGCGUCCGGGGGCUUUGCCGCCUCGGCGCCGGCCCCCUUGCAGCCCGCCAAACUGAACUACAACACUCUGCCCGCUGGUUAUUGCACCUCAUCUCCCUCUCCUCCUCCUCCACCUCCCCCUCCACCCACCAUGCCGGCUCCUGGCUCGGCCAUGGCCGCCCUCAAGUUUGGUCCACCGAGCCCCUCUGCUGUCCUUCCAGCACCCCCCAUGGAGGUGGAGGAGGAGGAGGAGGAGGGACCCCACUUGUUCUACCUCCCACCUCCACCAGAAAGCCUUGAAGCCAACAGGCUGCCGCCUCCCCCCCCGGCGGAGCUGCCCCCUGACUGCUGCCCCCAGCUCUCCAAUUCUGGUCUGCAGCAGUUUCUGGCUCAGAAGUUUCCCAACAUGGUGUACGACUUCAGCUCUGCAGAAGCCGACCAAUCCACCCCCCCAGCACCCCCACCGGCAGGACUCUCCCCCCCCACGUCUCUGCCAGUUCUACCGCCCAGCUCCCCCAGUGCGCCUCCCCCCGCUCCUCCUAAAACCUUCACGUGUGCGUUUCCCAAACCUUCUGGGCCCUCCUCCCUUCCCAUUGCCCUCUCCCCCGUGUCUCCCACCCCGAUGGGCCACGGGCCGGUCAGGAAGCAGCAGAGUUUCUCCACAGGACACUCCCCAAAUCAGCCCCCUCCCACUCUGCCCAAGCAGCACAGCCUCUCCUCCAAAAACCUGGCCGUCUCUCCCCCUUCGUGCCCCCUCCCCAUCUCCAUCGCAGCUGCCACCUCCUCUUUGGUGAAACAAAUUGUCAACCAGUUUCCACAAAACUCCUCAGUGUCUGCCCCCAGCAGCUCCACCCCUCAGAGCCCCCCAGCAGUGAAGGCCAAGCCAAAGUGGCAGCCUGGGGGUGUCGUGGCUCCACAGUCCCCUGAGUUUCCGCCGCCGCCUCCCGACAGCUCACUGACGGAGCUCCCUCCUCCCGCCUCCUUUAAGACAGGUUCCCCCAUCAAGAAGUCCCCGUCCACCUCCUCCAUGGGCUCCACCAAGCGGGGGCCUCCUCCGGCACCACAGAGAGCCUCCUCCAUCCGGGACGCUCCAGAGGAGAGACCCAAGAAGGUGGAGAGUCUGGUCAACAUGUUUGGCCAAGCCCCACCCUCAGGGACUCCGUCGAGUUCUUCCUCAGCCACGUGCUCCCCCUCCAAAGACUCCCUCGCCGCUCCGCUCCCCAAACCCGGGAAGCUCAACUUAUCCAACCUGCCUCUGGCGCUUCAGGGGCUUCAGACGGGCCAACAGCACCAGCCUACCGACUUCUCCGCUCCUCCUCUCCCGCCUCCACCCUCGCAGCUCGUACGCGUGGACUCCUCCCCCGACUACUUCCCCCCUCCUCCCUCCGAUUCUGAGCUCUUCCCUCCUCCACCCCAUCCAUCAGAGUUCCACCACCCUCCAAAGGUGGCUGUGGUGAACCCGCAACCUCAGGCGCAGCAGACCCCGCCCUCUGCGAGCGUGAUUUCUUCCUCAUCGUCAUGGAAACAAAGCUCACUGAAAAGGGGCUCGGUUCCCCCGCCCACAAUAAAUCGGCGUGCCAGCAACACAGCUCAUAAAGACCUCUCCACCUCAAUGCCUCUUGCCCCUCCAAAUAUGUCUCAGACUCCGCCCCCCUCACUGUCUUCCUACUCCUCCUCAUCCCCAGUGCCCCCAACCUCGCCAAAAUCUGGGGGGUCGGGGUCUCUUGCUUUUAAACCUCACUUCCUAGAAGACCUGAACCGCACUCUGAAGAGGAAGUCGGUGUCUCGCCAUGGCUCACUGACCUCCUCCCACCUGAUCUCCUCCUCCAAGAUGGAGCCUAUGGGCACCAUGGACGACAUGGCGCUGCUCCCGCCUCCUCCCCCUGAGCUCCUGCAUCAGCAGCAGGGGGUCCGAGGACACUGCCACACUCUGUCCCGCCACCAGCCGCGCUCCCACUCCACAAAACAUGCCAACAUCUCAGGCUAUGCAACACUGAGGCGAGGCCCGCCCCCUGCCCCUCCCAAACGGGACCAAAGCACCAAACUGACCAGUGAGUGGUAGAGACUGAGGGCAGUGGCGUGAGCGAGCUCGCCCAAUAGGGUUCCUUCAUUUUGUCGUGGUUCCUCAUCCUCAGAUAACCAUCCUGAUCCAAAGCAAGUAGUAAACUGUGUAUCCUUAAUCCAGGCAGACUGUUAAUGUUAGCCGUGUUACUCCCUCAAAAAA
Oryzias latipes (Japanese medaka) is the source of this 4099-nucleotide messenger RNA. NCBI's taxonomy places the organism in Eukaryota, Metazoa, Chordata, Actinopteri, Beloniformes, Adrianichthyidae. The record is from RefSeq and is a predicted model, not a curated record.